Ogataea philodendri is the source of this 2106-nucleotide messenger RNA. RefSeq lists its product as uncharacterized. The record is from RefSeq and is a predicted model, not a curated record. Bases 1 to 2106 code for a protein of 701 amino acids. Gene Ontology annotation, molecular function: protein kinase activity; ATP binding; protein binding. Gene Ontology annotation, biological process: protein phosphorylation. The transcript has a single exon. Lineage: Eukaryota; Fungi; Ascomycota; Pichiomycetes; Pichiales; Pichiaceae.
AUGAACAUCGAAACGCCUGCUCAGACCAACAACGACGAUGCGCCGACACAGAAAUCCGAUGCUUUCACGGAAACAGACCGGUUCGAGCUGCUACAGUAUUUGGAAACGGUAGAGUGCGAAGAGUACUUGGAUCUGUUCGUUUCAAACAAGAUCAAGACGGAGUUGCUCCCCCAGCUGGACAGAAACGCUCUGAAGGAGAUCGGCAUCACCAAAGUUGGCGACCGGAUCCGGCUGCAGAUUCUGGUCCACUUGCUCAACACAGAGAGACUCAAGUCCAAGAUCAAGGUGACCGAUUUGGCUGACGUGAUCUCCAACUCGUCAGCCACUCUGGAAAGUGUGGACCGCGCAAUCACCAGCAACGACAGAAACAACUCGAAUCUGGACACACCCAAGGAAGACGACCAGUUCAGAAACACAGUCACCAUCAUUGGUCCAGACGGCCAGCCAAACAAGCUGAGUGUCACGGGCUGUUUCAGUUCUGCCUCGAUCAAACAGAAAGCCUUGUCGAGCAUGGGCAUUGGCGGGGCCAACGUCGAGGAGUGGCGCGCGUACUACGUGAACAACGACGGCUCGCUGCAUUUGAUGUUCGACGCCGAGUUCACGGCACUGUGCCAUUCGGCCAAACGACCAGAAAAGGAACGCAUUAUUCUGUGCCAUUCGAGCGAGUCGCCGUCUGAAACCGCGCUGGCCACGUCGCAGUCCAUCCGCAGCAACGAGACCAGCAAGUCGGGUACUCUGAAGGGAUUCCUUGGCCAGCGGCCACCGUCUCAGCUCAUCUCCACCAACCUGGGCGAGUACUUCCCUGAAACAGGAGCUUCUGAGCUGCGGGACGUGAUGCGCAACAGCGUCAGGUUCUCCAUGUACAGUUCCAAGAUGGGCUCUAUUCACUCCACCAGAGAGUCCAUCUAUUCUGGCAGACCGGCCUCCAUUGCCAGCUCCGUGUUCAGCUACGGCGUGGCCGUUCCCGUGAAACACACCGUCGGAGAGGUGAUGCUCAACCGGUCAAACGCAGCAGACACCAUCAAGGCAGACCGCUCGCCACCAAUCGGCACCGACGGCACUAUCCGCGCGGGCGUGCACAACAUGACCCUCGACCCAAAGGCCAACAGUCUGGACACCCAGCAGCGCGCACGCAUGUCGAUCGCUCUCUCCACCAGAGAGAACCGCGACUCCACCAUAAUCAAGCUCUUUGACGACGAGGACGACGAGGACUCGUUCGACUCCUCGGAACAGAUGAGCAUUCUGCUAGACAGCCACGACGGGCCGUCCGUUUGGCACAAGGGAAGCAAAAUCGGCCAGGGCUCGUUCGGCACGGUGUAUUUGGGUCUCAACGGCUUGACCGGAGAAUUAAUGGCUGUGAAACAGGUCAGUCUGCCAACAUCAUCAGAGUCCUCGAAAAUGACCAUGGUCAACGCUCUGAAACAGGAACUCACCCUGCUCAAGGUGAUGAACCACGAAAACAUCGUGCGGUACUUGGGCUCCUCGUCAGACGCUACUAAUAUCUACAUCUUCCUGGAAUACAUCCCAGGAGGCUCGGUCAGCUCGAUGCUCACCACGUACGGACCGUUCGAGGAGCCACUUGUGCGAAACUUCAUCACACAGGUCCUCAUCGGUCUGCAGUAUCUGCACGAAGAAGGCAUUAUUCAUCGAGAUAUAAAAGGUGCCAACAUUCUGAUCGAUAUAGACGGAACAGUCAAGAUCAGCGACUUUGGCAUCUCGAAAAAGACAACAGAGGUCGACGAGGAAGGAACUCAGGACUAUGAGCUGUCCAAGCAGAAGAAACGCGCUUCCUUGCAGGGAUCGGUCUAUUGGAUGGCUCCUGAAGUUGUGAAACAGAUCGCAUACACCGACAAGGCUGAUAUUUGGUCGGUUGGCUGCCUGAUCGUAGAAAUGCUCACGGGAAAACACCCGUAUCCUGGGUUCUCGCAAAUGCAAGCCAUUUUCAGAAUCGGAACACUGACACUGCCCACCAUCCCACGCGAGAUCACAGACGACUGUGGUGACUUCUUGAGUAUGACCUUUGAAACAGAUUACAAGAAGCGUAGCAGUGCUUCCCGGUUACUCAAACACCCAUUCAUCGUGCCUCUGCUGACUACACGGAAAUGA